Messenger RNA from Tricharina praecox, 1688 nucleotides. RefSeq names its product oxidative stress survival, Svf1-like protein. Bases 230 to 1381 code for a protein of 383 amino acids. The record is from RefSeq and is a predicted model, not a curated record. Gene Ontology annotation, cellular component: cytoplasm. The transcript is spliced from 5 exons. Gene Ontology annotation, biological process: response to oxidative stress. Lineage: Eukaryota; Fungi; Ascomycota; Pezizomycetes; Pezizales; Pyronemataceae.
GCAGUAUGAGGUAACGGGUAGGUAUAGAGAGGACUCGCCACGCUGCCUACGCUAUGUACUCUGCCAGACCUUCUUCCCAGAAACUAGACUAAAUCUUCAACUUCAAGCAACACCACGCCUCCACCACACUUCUCCACUGCCAUUACCAACCAUCGACCCCCUAUACCAACGAACUCGCCACUCCCAUCAGCGAAUCUACAUACGCAUACCACAUAUCCAGACCGCAAACAUGUUGUCCUGGGUUACGAAAGCUGCACAGUCGACACUAUCUGCCGUCGCCGGCACCGCCGAACCCAUCUAUGGCCCCGAAGCGCUCCAGUCAGUCGCGAAGCAGGAGGACCUGAACCCGAAAUACGAGGUCACAGACGACGAUGUGAAAUGGCAGGCCCUCGAGAGCACAUGUGCCGAGACUCAGACUUUCUAUACCGAGACCGACGGCGGCCACUUUGUGAUGCUUCAGAUUAUUUAUUCAAAUGUUUCCAACAUCCACAUCAGCGCCCAACUCAACGUCAAGGUCUUUUUCCCCGAUGGAAGGGUCCACUGGUCCGCGAAGACCAUGACCGAUUAUGCCUUCGACCCGACGUUCCGGAGCUUCUUCGCCGGCGAGAACGGCGAAGACUUCAGUAUUAUCCUGAAUGAGGCCGGUGACUCGUACCAUAUCAAGUCCAGGCUCGACCCGGAGGUGCUGGUCGAUGUUACUAUCGAUCGUAAGGUUGCCGGCUUCAAGGUCGGAAAGGAUGCGAAGACGAACUACGGAGAUGAUCCUGCCAACCCGUGGGGUUGCAUCCGGCAUAUCUUCUGGCCCAAGAACAGGGCGUCCGGCACGGUCGAGGUCAAGGGAGAGAAGGUCGAUGUCGCCGGAAAGAACAUCUUUGUGAUGGCACUCCAGGGAAUGAAGCCCCACCACGCCGCUUGCAAGUGGAAUUUCAUCACGUUCCAGAGCGACAACGUGGCGGCCAUCAUGAUGGAGUUCACCACACCUCCGUCGUACGGCAGCCAGACGGUCACCGUUGGCACAAUCUUCAAGGAUGGCGUGCUACUGCAAGGUACCACUACCGGAACCGUGGCCCACACGGCUACCAAGAUGGACCCUGUUACGCAGUGGGAAGAGCCUACCGCGUUUAAGGUGGUCUGGAAGGGGAAGACCCAGGACGGCAAGGAUACCGAGUCCGUGCUAGAGACCGACCUGAAACCGAAGCUUGACUGUGUGGACAUCAUGGCGGAGGUGCCGACCAUCAUCAAGAAAUUCGUGGCGGGUGCUGUCGGGACCCGGCCGUACAUGUACCAGUACCGGCAAGAGGUGACUCUGAAGAUCAAGGUCGGGGAGGAAGUGACUGAGGAGAAGGGAAUGAUGUUCUCAGAGGCCACUUUCAUCUCUUAGAUGUGCCGUACGAUAGCGGUUUGAACUGUAUGUACGUUUUGCUAUUGCGUCUGCGCAGUGUUUGUUGUAUUUGCUUGCUUUUGCUUGCCCGUCUUUUUAGUUUCCCUCGCUCACGAUGUUUUUCUUGAAUUGCUUUUUGCAGGACGAUAUGACGACACGAGUGCUCUACUUUGUUACUCGGCCAAUCUAGGCUCAUAUGGCUGGCUUUGCUUUUUUUUUUGCUUAUAGGCAUUCUUAUAAUUGCUACUACACCACUCUUCUUUGUCUGUAACUUGGAAAUAAUAAUUGGAUUCAUUUUUGCUUAAAC